AUGGCAAGGACUCAAAAGAACAAGGCUACAGCUCAUCACUUGGGCUUGCUCAAGGCUAAACUUGCAAAGUUACGAAGGGAACUCCUUGAGCCUACCACAAAGGGUGGUGGUGGUGCUGGUGAAGGUUUUGAUGUCACUAAAAGUGGAGAUGCAAGAGUUGGUCUUGUCGGUUUCCCUUCCGUGGGGAAAUCUACACUUUUAAACAAAUUAACGGGGACAUUUUCUGAGGUUGCUUCAUAUGAAUUUACUACCUUAACCUGUAUCCCAGGUGUGAUCACAUAUAGAGGCGCUAAAAUUCAGUUGUUGGAUCUGCCUGGUAUUAUUGAGGGUGCUAAGGAUGGAAAGGGUAGAGGAAGGCAGGUUAUCAGCACUGCUAGGACAUGUAAUUGUAUCUUAAUUGUUCUUGAUGCAAUAAAGCCAAUAACUCACAAGCGUCUGAUAGAGAAAGAGCUUGAGGGAUUUGGUAUAAGGUUAAACAAGGAACCACCUAAUCUGACGUUCAGGAAGAAGGAUAAGGGAGGUAUUAAUUUUACCUCAACUGUUACCAACACACAUCUUGACUUAGAUACCGUGAAGGCAAUAUGCAGUGAGUACAGAAUUCACAAUGCUGAUAUUACUUUGAGGUAUGAUGCCACCGCUGAUGACCUCAUCGAUGUCAUUGAGGGCAGUAGGAUAUAUAUGCCUUGCAUCUAUGCUGUGAACAAGAUUGAUCAGAUCACCCUUGAAGAACUGGAGAUAUUGGAUAAACUUCCUCACUACUGCCCGGUUAGUGCUCAUUUGGAAUGGAACCUUGAUGGCCUGCUGGAUAAGAUAUGGGAAUAUCUUAAUUUGACUCGCAUAUACACCAAGCCCAAAGGGAUGAAUCCAGACUAUGAAGACCCUGUUAUUCUGUCAUCAAAGAGGAGGAAGGUUGAGGACUUCUGCAACAGAAUCCAUAAAGAUAUGCUUAAACAAUUUAAGUAUGCUCUGGUAUGGGGGUCAAGCGUGAAACACAAGCCCCAGAGAGUUGGCAAGGAACACGAGCUCGAGGAUGAAGAUGUUGUUCAAAUUAUCAAAAAGGUGUGAUUGAGGAAUAUCAAAAUCCAUCUGUAUUCUGCUACAAAUUUCUUCGUGAAACCUUUCUGUAAGAGUUCAGAUCCUGUGAUGAGAUUAGGUAGAGAGACCAAGAGAAAAGCUUGAUGUGUAAGUAAGCCAUUUUGUGGUCAAGCGCUUGCUUGGGUGGUGAUUCACCUCGUUGCCUGGUUAGUAGUAUUUCUAAUGUUGUGUUGUGUAUGAGAUUUGAUGACAUAGAAGAAUUAAGAGAAUUUAGCCCUUGUUCCUCUUUACGCCUUUCGUGAGGCAUCCAUUCAUCUACAUUUAUAAAAUCUGAAUAUCGCAUUGUACAAGUCACUCAGAUGACCUAUUGGUAAGUUAUUGUCAUUUCUCACAUGUGAUAAAACACUCUUAACGACGUUUUUGCAUGAUA
Molecule: messenger RNA, 1465 nt
Organism: Pistacia vera
Lineage: Eukaryota; Viridiplantae; Streptophyta; Magnoliopsida; Sapindales; Anacardiaceae
Product: developmentally-regulated G-protein 3-like
Biological process (GO): cytoplasmic translation
Cellular component (GO): cytoplasm
Molecular function (GO): GTPase activity; GTP binding
Source: RefSeq, a predicted model, not a curated record